Molecule: messenger RNA, 7522 nt
Organism: Trachymyrmex cornetzi
Lineage: Eukaryota; Metazoa; Arthropoda; Insecta; Hymenoptera; Formicidae
Product: serine/threonine-protein phosphatase 6 regulatory ankyrin repeat subunit A
Exons: 22
Coding region: 206-4015 (1269 amino acids)
Molecular function (GO): protein binding
Source: RefSeq, a predicted model, not a curated record
GACAAGCAAAUUUUUCACGACUUAACGUAAAACAACCGCUUAACAGCUUAUUUAACAUAUUGCUCAAUUCUUCAGAUACUGAGUGUAAAAAAAAGUAUGAUCCCCGCUGAGAGAGAUCCCUGCUGCGAAUGUAUGAUGAAUACAUAGUCUGAAAUCGCCAGGGUAAUUUUAUGUUGACUAGCACCGGAGGAACAUAUCGCGAAAAAUGAGUGAGACUACUCCAAUAAAUGAUGUACCCGAGAGCAAUGGUACGAUGGAGCAGCCUGCUUACAAUGGUGAAACAGAGGAACACGCUACCAAAUCUCCAGUAAGUCCAGAAGAGAAAGCACCAGAUUCAGUGUGCGAUAAUGGUAUAAAAAGGAGUGCCAUUGCCACUGGUAAUAUACCAAAUAGAACAAAGAAACGUAAAAAAGCCCCAAGAGACGCCACUGCGCCAAGACAGCCUCUGAGUGGUUACUUUCUGUUUUUAAACGAUCGGAGAGAGGAAGUUCGAAAUCAGAAUCCAAGCUUAACGUUCACAGAAAUCACGAAGCUUUUGGCUGCAGAAUGGAGUAAAUUACCAAUUGAUACGAAGCAGCGUUAUUUGGAUGCAGCUGAGCGAGACAAAGAGCGCUACAAUCGCGAGUUUAGCGAUUAUAAGCAAACAGAAGCAUACAGGCUGUUUAAUGAAAAACAAUCGGAGAGACAAAAUGAAAAUAAGAAGGAAAGAAACGGCACGGACAUAAAUACCGAACAGAAUGACGUUCAGCUGGAGAAGGAUAAUGACUUUACAGGCUUUGACAUCCCUAUUUUUACAGAAGAAUUCCUAGAUCAUAACAAAGCUUGUGAGGCUGAAUUAAGACAAUUGCGGAAAGCUACAUCUGACUACGAAGCUCAGAACGCGGUUCUCCAACGACACGUGGACAGUCUGCACGCAGCGAUAAAUCGCUUGGAGUCCGAAACUAAUCAACAACGAACGACUAAUCAAACUCUGCAGCGUCAUUUGGAUUCUCUUCGUUCUCAACUAGCAGGCUGCUUCGCCACUAUAUCGCUUCCAGGCAAAGGAGACACCGCUAUUGUAGAACUUCUCUUGUUAAACGGUGCAACAGUCAACAGCAAAGAUAAGAAAUGGUUGACUCCCUUGCACCGAGCCUGCUGCUCGGGAAAUUACAAUGUAGUGGACGUUUUGUUGAGAUACAAAGCGGACGUAAAUGCUCGAGAUCGUAGUUGGCAGACACCUCUUCAUGUAGCAGCUGCAAAUAACGCUGUGCAAUGCAUAGAACUUUUAAUGCCACAUUUGUUAAAUAUCAAUGUCUCAGACAGAGGUGGAAAAACAUGUCUUCAUCAUGCGGUGUAUAACGGACAUCUUGAAAUGUGCGAAUAUUUAAUGCAAUUUGGUUGCGCGAUAAACGCCUCUGACAAGAAAGACCGAAGAGCUUUGCAUUUCGCGGCGUACAAAGGCCACAACGAAAUUGUGAAAGCGCUAAUAGCCAAAGGCGUCGAAGUGGAUGUUAAAGAUCGAGAUUUAUAUACUCCGUUACAUGCAGCAGCUGCUUCUGGUAAUGCAGAAUGUGUGCACAUUUUAAUCAAAGCUGGAGGUGAUAUCGAGGCCAAGAACGUAUAUGGAAAUACACCAUUGCAUAUCGCAUGUUUGAACGGAUGUCCGCUUGUGAUUAAGGAACUUAUAGCUAAUCGCGUUAAUUUAGAGGCCGUAAAUUAUCGAGGGCAGACUGCGUUACACGUUGCUGCUGCCAGCGUACACGGUGUUCACUGUUUCAAGAUGUUGAUCUAUAAUGGGUUGAAGGUCAACGUUCAGUCGGAAGACGGUCGUACACCUUUGCACAUGACUGCGAUCCACGGAAGAUUUACAAGAUCUAAAACGUUGCUAGAUGCAGGUGCUUUUCCAGACGCGAGAGAUAAAAAUGGAAAUACAGCAUUGCAUAUUGCCGCCUGGUUUGGCUUCGAGUGUCUGACGACAUCUUUAUUGGAAAGCGCUGCAUCCCCAGCUACACGCAACGCACAGCAACGUACACCUUUGCAUCUGAGUUGCCUAGCAGGACAUAUAGAGGUCUGUAGAAAAUUAUUGCAACUCGAUAGCAGGCGAAUUGACGCGCGAGAUAUCGGUGGCAGGACCGCUUUACAUUUGGCGGCAUUUAAGGGUUCGGUAGACUGCUUGGAUCUGCUGUUGUCUAGCGGUGCCAAUUUCCGUCUUGUCGACAAUGACAAUCGAUUAGCUCUUCAUCAUGCUGCAUGUCAAGGACACUACCCUUGCGUCUUCACUCUGGUUGGAUUCGGUAGCGAUUCGAAUGCUCAAGACGUGAAUGGCGCAACGCCGUUACAUCUGGCUGCAGCGGCAUCGAAUUCUAAUGCUCAAUCUUUCAAGUGCGUGCAGUAUUUGCUGCAGCAUCGGGCAGAUCCACGUUUACGCGACAAACGCGGUUUUACUGCGAUCCAUUACGCGGUGGCUGGUGGCAACAAAGCGGCACUAGAAGCGCUUCUGAAUGCGUCAUCGUCGCCUUCAAAUUUGGCCACUUCGCUCAACUCUUCAACCGGUCAAGAGCCAUCCUUGCCGGCACUCACUCCGAUACAUCUCGCGGCAUAUCACGGUCAUGACGAGAUCUUGCAGCUACUUCUGCCCUUGUUCCCUAAUACGAAUAUCAAGGAAGACAGCGGAAAGACGCCGUUAGACUUGGCUGCCUACAAGGGGCACAAACAAUGCAUCAUACUCUUGUUGCGAUUUGGCGCUUCCGUGGCAGUACAGGAUUCCGUUACGAAACGCACGCCUGUGCAUUGUGCCGCUGCCACAGGUCACGCGGAUUGCCUGGCUCUUCUUCUACAGAACAUGGAUGAUCCCAACGUCGUAAAUUGUUACGACUCCAAACAACGCACUGCUUUGACGCUGGCGGUAGCGAACAACUUUCCGGAGUGUGCGAUGCUAUUGUUAACGUACAAGGCCGACUGCAAUUUGCCGGAUGUCAAUAAGCACACGCCACUAUUUCGCGCUGUGAUCAACGAACGCGAUAAUCAGCUAGUGAAACUAUUAUUGAAGCAUGGCGCUCAAGUAGCUGUGCAAGAUGUGAACGGUAAAACUCCGUUACAUUUAGCAUCGGCUUGCGGCAGAUUGUACGCUUUGGCUGCACUCGUUAAAGCCGAUCCAACUGCAGCGGCUUUGAAGGAUGAUCAAGGCUGCACGGUGCUCCACUGGGCUUGUUAUAAUGGCAAUUCGAAUUGUGUGGAAUAUCUUUUGAAUCAUGACGUGUUCGAUUCCUUGGAAGGUAAUCCGUUUUCUGCCGUACAUUGCGCUGUAUAUCAGGGAUCUGCGCACUGUCUAGACUUGUUGAUCAACAAAUUUGGCGGACAAGCGGUUGCUGCUCCAAGAGAUUCAUCGUGUGGCUUAUUACCACUGCAUAUCGCGGCGAGCGCAGGAUCUGUUGAGUGCGCGCGAUUAAUUCUGAACUCCGUCGGGCCGGAAUUAGCCGGUCUUGAGACGACCGACUAUUUCGGACGGACGCCACUUCUUUGCGCGGCUGUCAAUGGGCAAUGCAACGCUAUUGAAUUAUUGCUCGAAUGGAAAGCUGAUGUUCGCGCUGUUGACUCUAAUAAGAAUACGGCACUGCACUUAGCGUGUCAGAGACGUCAUUCCGCCGCAGCGUCAUUGCUUUUAAACUGGAUUGAGUCACUCGGCAGCUCUGAUACCGAUAAGAACACGUCACAAUUGCAGCGCGUUUCUGUCAUUAACAUGAUCAACAAGCAGCAGAGAACGCCAUUGCAUCUGGCGGCGAGAAAUGGUCUUGUGACGAUUACUCGACGAUUAUUGCAAUUGGGCGCAAGUGUUAUAGCUGUCGAUGCUGAUGGGCUUACGCCUGCAUUAGCCUGUGCUCCAAAUCCGGCAGUGGCCAAGUGUUUAGCGACUAUCCUUUCCGCGCAGGGUCAAAACGGGGAAACUACACAAUACUCGCCGGCUAUUCAGCACACGUUGGAGGUAUAUCUGAACGGCGUGGACUCGCAACACAGCUCCGACUCGGAGUUUUACUGACAACGAGUGUCGGCACGCUCGAAUCGUCAAAUGUUCCGAGCGAGAAUGAAUGUCGGCUCGAGACGCGGCUACAUCGACGCCGCUAGACUGAUCUUGAUGAGCUACUGGCUCUUUUCCGUUCUAGUAUAAUUAGCUCUGACGUGCCGGGUGAGGUUGCCAUAUAGGCGGAUCUUCCAUGGUGAUUAGCGUCAAUCAUGACAAUACUGGUGUCUGUGCUAUCAAGAAACUUGAUAGAACAGCUAAUCGACUGCCAAGAGGAUGGAUACGUAUACAAUGUAAGUUAACCAGUUACUUAAUAAUAGUCGAUAAACUUAGGUAUACUUAGAAAAUGAUCGAGCUGUACAGAGUAUUGAAAGUCAGCUUUCUGUUUGUGUAAUUAGGCAUUCACGAGGUAAAAUAUUGUCUUAUAAAAAUCCAGUGUUAUAAUUUCAUUUUAAAAUCUGUCAAUUAGAAAGAAUGUAAGAUCAUGUUUCGGGGAUAUUUAUGUGCGUAUAUCAUCCAAUUUUGAUCGCAUGUUGUAUGACUAACGAUCGAUAGAAUGAUUAAUGCGCUAAAUUGAGAAGACGCCCUCACGAAAUUCGGGAGAUCCGGGUUUGAAUCCCGGCUGAGGUAGUAUUUUUCGCAAUAAAUUAUUUACAGAGUUUUCAAGAUGCUUAUUAGCAUCAAUUAUUAACAGCUUUCUAAGAUGUCGAAUUGCAUUAAUAAUAUUAAAUUGCUUGUCAAUUUAAUUUGUGAUAUUACUACUUUAGCUUCGGUUUACGACUGUGUUUCAAGACCGAUGAAUAAUCGGCGCACAGUUUGCUUGAACUGGAAAUUGUAUAAAUUCACCAAAAAAAAUAUCGUUAAGCACGAAGAACCGCCUUGAUCGAAUAUGGCAUUUUUCAUUUAUAUGUGCUUAAUGCGCUGUCAAUAUUCUCAACUAUUUAUGGGUGUCUUCCAACAAGCAACUUAGUAUAACAUAGUGAUCAUCUCAUCCUUGUUUAACAUUGGCGAACAACAAGGAUAUAAUGAUGCACCGUGUCAUGCGUGUCUCUUGUUGGAAGGCACCCUAUGUAACUAGUGUAUUCUAAAACGGAUUCAUCUGACAAUGAGACAUUACCGUAGGGCGUAUCUUUUUCAUUAGAGAAAGUACAAAAUUUUGCCAUUAGCACUCAAUUAUAUUCCUCUAGAACAUUAUCCCACGUAUUGAAAUUAAUUUACUUUUAAACUCUAGCAAAAUAUCGGGAUUACAUGAUAUCUAUUUUUCUCUCUUAAAUAUCUUACAUAUAGAUAUGUAUCUCUCUUAUACAUAGUUGAGAACGAGAUCUAGCUUUGCUGCACGCAUUUAUGCAAUUUUCAUCUCUUGUAGCCUACAACAUCUAAUAUAAUAAUUAACGCACAUAUAUAUACCUCCUAUAUUUCGAGCGAUAUGUUUGCAUAAUUUUUUUAAUCGCGUUGGUUAAUGUAACGAGUAAUAAUAAGAUUCUCUCACGAUCGCGAGUCUCAAAUAUGGACCACAAAGAAUAAUAAUAAAAAUCGCGAAUACAAAUAAUAAUAGUUGCGUUAAAUAAGUCUCGAUUGCAAUUAUAGAUCUAACAAUGAAACAGUGGCGUAUCAUCAGUUUUGUAGUUGAGUAAAUGUAGCAAUAAAGAAAGGCACAAUUUGUUUGUUAUGAUAAGGAACUAGAUAUCAGUGCAAAUAUUCAUAAAAAAUAUAAUGUAGACAAUGCUCAAUUGAUUGCAUUUACUGAACUAGAUCGUUUUGCAUUAGUUAGCCGAACACGUCUUCCAUUCUCAGUAGUAGUCUUAACUUAAAAUUUUAAUGCAUAUUCUCUGCGUUAACGCCACUCGUAUUUUAUCUACAUUUACAUAAAAAGAUUUUCCUUCGGAUUAUUUUAUAUACUUUUUUCCCACGUUUUUAAUUCGGGGAAUCAAAAUUCAGGUCGAACGUUCGCGGAAAUUUGACGAUUUGGUUUAUCAUAUGAAAAAGCGUAAGAUUGAUGUGUAAAGGAGAAAUGCUGAAAGUAUGAAUGUUUAAUUCUCAAUGUCUUAGCGUUGUAAAUAUAUCGAAGGGAACCGAAUAACCCCCUCCCAAGGACUCUGUACAACAGAGCGGUACGACGAGGAAGAGAAUCGAAUAUUUAGCUAUUUUCUUAAAGAUUUGUAGUAAAGAGCAUAAACUGCCUGACUGUAAUUGUAUGUCGAUUGAGAAAGUAUAGUUUGUAAAUGUAAAAUAUGUAACGGCCGAUCGAGGAAUUGAAUCGGAUUAUGUCGGAACAUUUUAUUUUUAAAUGUUUCACAUGCUUUUUAUGCUCUCCGUUAACAUUUUGAUCGUCGCAGUAAUCUACGUACAUCGUGACUUUAUUUUCUUGAAAAUCAUGGUAUUUGGAUAUUAAGAAGAAAUUUGGAGAUGACAGAGCAAUAGGAGUCGGGCGGUAGUCGUUGCGCAAAUAAUAUAACACAAAACUCUUUAUUACAAUAACGCGCUUACAUGUUUCGGUGAGGGUUUUUAAGCCCUUUUCAGUGACAUAAAUCAUCUUUGUAUUGCGAGAUUAAUUUAAUGUUUUUCAUUUUUUAGUACGAGAUGUAUAAUCCAUAUUAAAAAAAUGUAAUAAAAUAUAACAAAAUCACUUAAUUUGUAAUCGUCAAACGCCAUAAUUUUCAAGAAAAUAUCCUGCGUAAUAUCAAUCAGUAUCAAGGAGAAUAUUCAUCGCGGUAAUUGUCUCAUUAUUUUUGUACUUAAAAUUCCCUACAAUUUUUGCAUUUAAUAGAUUGUAAAUAUGACCUUUAAGCGACGGUAUAUACAUACUGAUGAUCUUAAAUGCUAAAUGUGAUCGAUAUUAUAUAGAAAAUCGUGUAAUUCAUCGAUAAGAAGACGUCGUAGUUUUACUGUAUAUAUAAAUUUGAAUCAUUGCUUGCGCGUGAUAAUUACGUGGUUAAUGAAAUUGUUGAUACUGAGAAAUCACGAUCUCCGAUUUGUACAUGAUUUUGUACUUGUGACUGUUUUAUAAAAACAGAAAUACGAGAAGAAAAACUGGACAUGUGCGUUAUUAUCAGACGCGUGAAACUCCACAUCACUGUAAUAUGUACAUAUAAUAUAAUCGAGAAAAUUAUUUUUUCUAUACCCCUUUCUCUCAUACAAUUUCAUAGAAUAUACGUGGGCAGUUUAAUAAGUCAUUGACUUUUUAAAAGGAGACUACGUUGAAAAAUAAGUCGAAUUUUAGUAAAAAGAAAAUUUAAGAAAAUCACUGAUUUGUCAUACCGCCCUCGUAAUGCCGUUACAUGGAUAUUACAUUUUAAGGGGUUCCACCAAUAUGUAUCUGUAUCACGAACAUUUGUAAUCAAUAUACGCCAUUACGUUUUAUUUUCACACAUUGUUGCUCAGUAUUGUAUUGAAAGACUUUGUCCCUGAAAUGAAUUCACUUCUCACACUCCUUUCACUCAGAAUUCUUCAAAGUCUCCAAUCAAUGUAGAAAUUUGAAGCGUACAUGGAAAGAAAAUUAUUACUUAAGAACCAUUCUCAGUACUA